Racocetra persica is the source of this 705-nucleotide messenger RNA. NCBI's taxonomy places the organism in Eukaryota, Fungi, Glomeromycota, Glomeromycetes, Diversisporales, Gigasporaceae. The record is from the annotation of a GenBank genome assembly.
AUAACUCACAAUAUAUUAAAAGAGUUUGGUAUCGUAAAGAUAUAUUCAUAGAUAACUCACAAUAUAUUAAAAGAGUUUGGUAUCUUAAAGAUAUAUUCAUAGAUAACUCACAAUAUAUUAAAAGAGUUUGGUAUCUUAAAGAUAUAUUCAUAGAUAACUCACAAUAUAUUGAAAGACUAUAUUCGGAGAAUUUAACAAUGGAACCUAAACCACGGUUAAUUGCUCCAACUCCAAAUCAAGUGAACUCAUCAUCCACAACUUCAAUCGACCCAUCUCGAUUUAAUCGAACUUAUUUUUUUCCUCCACUACAAUCACGAGACACUGCUCAACCAAUCAUUAAUAAUUGGAUGAUGCCAAUCUUCUCUUUACAUGCCCCAACUCCUCAACAUCUUCAUCCUUCUGCUUCAUUAAAUAAUCCAAAUCAUAUACAUAAAUGUGAUUGGCCCGGUUGUACUUGGAGUUUUAAACGUUUAGAACAUUUAAAACGUCAUAUGAUCACUCAUACCGGCGAACGCAAAUAUACCUGUCAUUAUCCUGGUUGUGGUAAAAAAUUUGGCAGAUCUGAUAAUUUUGCCGCUCAUUAUAAAACUCAUACUAAAUCUAAUCAGAGGAGAUCAAGAAAAUCUACAAAGAUCUUGAAUAAUCCUACUGAUAUUUCGGCUUUGGAUAUUACCCUUCCUCAAGAUAAUUCUACUUUAACUAAUG